AUGGUUCUCUGGAAAGUUGCCAUGAUAGUAGCAAAUUCUUCUGCAUUCUAUGUCAUUACUGGGCUAGAAAAUAAGUUCCCAACCACCAUCACAAUCUCCAACAACUACAAAGAGCAAGGGAAAAGCUUCACAAAACUCCCAACCCUCACAAGGAAGUGGGGUCUUUGGAAAAAUCUAUUGAGAGGUGAGACUGGGCUAAGGUUAGAUCACUUGACUGGAGCUAUCAUCGCAUCUGAUGAUUGGUGGAAUUUGAAGUUGCAGAGGUAUCUUGAUGCGGCCAAAUUUCGUGAGAAGCCAUUGACAUUGGUCGAUGACAUGGACAUACUAUUCUCUAAUGUUUCUGCAACUGGUGAGUGGGCAUACACCCCAAGCUCUGGAGUGUUUCUUGACACUGAGGGAUCUCACACCCCACUUGGUGAUGAUACUGAUACGGAAAUCCAUCCAUCUGAAUUGAGCAACCAAUGUCGUCACCAAAAAGAGGGUCCAUCAAAGAAGCAAAAAGGGAACAAAAAACAAUCGGUUGUCGGUGAGUUGAGUAAGACACUUAACCGCAUUGUCGAUGCUGCGGAGGCAUCAUCUUCAACUGGUACACAGAAUGCUGCUAUGCAAAAUCGGCACACAAUAACUGAGUGUUUGGCUAAGAUUAGCACAAUCUCUGGCAUUAGUGAAGAUGAUGACCUUUUAGUUUGGGCUGCAAGGUUGUUCAUGAAACCCUCACUUCGUGAGUCUUUCAUGGCUUUGCCUAAUGAUGUGUUGCGUUUGAAGUUUAUUAAUCUUAAAAUUGCAUUGGAAAAAGCUCGCAUUCCUGGUUUUCGUGAUUAG
Messenger RNA from Camellia sinensis, 822 nucleotides. The record is from RefSeq and is a predicted model, not a curated record. NCBI's taxonomy places the organism in Eukaryota, Viridiplantae, Streptophyta, Magnoliopsida, Ericales, Theaceae.